This is a messenger RNA of Phascolarctos cinereus (koala), 2871 nucleotides long. RefSeq names its product Ly6/neurotoxin 1 (gene LYNX1). Gene Ontology annotation, cellular component: plasma membrane. The record is from RefSeq and is a predicted model, not a curated record. NCBI's taxonomy places the organism in Eukaryota, Metazoa, Chordata, Mammalia, Diprotodontia, Phascolarctidae.
GUCGCCUCACUUGCGCCGCAGCCGCCGCUGCGGCUGCAGCUGCGGGCUUGGACCUCGAUGGACCACGAUGGACCUGGACUGACUUGGAAGGACCCAGAUGGACCCGGAUGGACCUGGACGCUGAAGAAUCCUGCCUGCAGCUUCCUGCUUCAACUUAGCAAUCCUUCCCCCGGCUUUCAACCAUGAAAUUCUUUCCAAUCCUGCUUCUCAUGACCAUCAUGGCCCAGCCACUCACCCAUGCCCUGGAAUGCUAUGUCUGUGAAUACAAAGGGUACAACUGCUUCAAGCCCAUGAGGUGCCCCAAUUAUGUCAACUACUGUAUGACCACCCGGACCUAUAUCACUCCAACCAGGGUAACAGUCAGCAAGUCUUGCGUCCCCACCUGCUUUGAGACCCUGUACGAUGGCUACACCAAGAAUGCUGCCACCACGUCCUGCUGCCAGUAUGACUACUGCAAUGGGGCUAGCCUUGGGGCCCAGGCCUCCUCAGCUCUGGCCCUCACCACAAUCCUCAGCACGCUCUGGGGGCUGCUCCCCCCCAGCCUCUGACCCAGGCUAACUGGACCCCUUCCCUUUUCCCAGAAGCCCCAGAUCAACUUGGCUCUGUGAGAGAUGAGGAGAACAUGGCGACUUCAUAACUGUCCCUGGCCCCUGCCCCGCACACUGAGCCCCUCCCAUGGCCUCUUCCCAGGACCGCUUCAUCUGCCACAGCCCCCAGCACUCGUGGGAUGUCAGACUCCCCAGGUGCUUUCUGUUCAAGUCUAGAUCCUCCCCUUCCCAUACUACCAGGGGAUGGGAGUGGUCCUCCUUUCUAACUAAUCCGUAGGCUUCUUCUCUGCCUGUCCACUGAAGUCAGAGGAAUCCGUUUGGAGCCCAAAGUUGGGGGGGCAGAAGGGGAAGAGGCUCUUGGAUUCUUGGAUUUCCCUAUACCCUUGUUCCUGGACUAGUUUUAUUUUUAUGCUGACCAUCUUGGAACUCUUCACACUUCUGCUCCUCAACCCCAUCCACUUUUCAAAAUGUCUGACUUUGAACUUGAUUGACUAAUGUGGGACCUGACACCUGAAAUCUUCAUGGAUCUGCCAUCCACACUGGACUCCUUCUGCGGGGAUGAGUGUUGGGGGAAGACCAAUUUAGGGUGGGGUAUGGAGGGGGGGUGAGGCACAUACACAGGGGUUGGACAAGUAUGGUUUUUUGUUACCUGUUGAGUUCUGAUGGGGGAUAGGGGGUAGGGGUGGAAGCAAUAGAGUACUGCUGCUGGGGAGGGAAUGGGAGAUAUAGAGAACCUGGUCAAAGGGGGAAAAUACCCCCAUCCCCAGGAAGCCUGUGGUCUGAGAUGGAUUUGUCAUAGUUAACCCCUUAUUUCAGUUGGCUCUUCCAGAGAGGAAUGGGAAGAGAUUGUGUCCACAGGAAGGUAAAGCCUACCCAAAGACUGACACAUACCAUGAAAGGUUGAGAUAGAGGGCAGCUUUUCCUGAGCUGUCCUGGGAAGGUCCUCACAGAUAGAAUUGCUGAACGUGAGAGCUGGAAGAUCCCUUAGAGACCACCUAUUCCAAUCCUCUCAUUUUACAGAUAAGGAAAUUGAGGCACAGGGAGGUGAGGUGACUUGUCAAUGGUCACAAAGUGAGGUUGUGUGUAACGCUGGGUCCCCAUGGGUUCCCACACAACUCUGGAUCCUCUUGUUACAUCUCUGGUCCCCUGUGCUAUUGUGAGUCACUUAUCCCAAAACCUCAAGCUUGAGCCCCGGCCAUUACAUUUCUAUGCCACACCAAAGAAAAUAUACAUGACCAUUGAAAAACACACACACACACACACACAUUUCAUUACAGCAGAAUAGGAAGGUAAAUAACAGGGUAGAAAUGUCUGUAUUCAUGCACAAAAAGAUUGCCAUAUCCUGUGCUUUUAACCCCCCUUUCCCACCCCUAGCUAUUCCACUUUCAGUUCAGACCCAAGGAACCUCAGUGAACCUUAGGGUUUGAAAUCAUCUGCCUCUUGGGUUUCUUUCCUUCCAGUCUCAGUGGGGCGAGAUAAAUAGAAUGAAUGUUUAAGAGCUGAAUGAAAGCUGGUCUCCUACCACAACUCUGGAAUCAUCCCAUAGUGGUCUGGCCAGGCUAUGUAGCCGCCUGUGUUCCCCACAGCUCUCACAGCCCCACUGUUUGCUUUUCCCAUAUGCUCAUUUCUGUAGCUCCUGAACUGCUAUGCUUCAGUACCUUCUGAUCUCUCUCAUCAUAUAGUAGCUACCUCCCUUUUCCAAGUCUGUGCCCCCACUCCUUAAUCUCCGAUCCUUAACAUCUGUUCUGCCCUUCCAAGUCUGCACUGCCAGCUCCCUCCAUGUGGCUGCUCUCCCCUUCCUAGUUUAAGCCCACCUGACACAGUUCCUCUUCAUCCAGAUUUUGCAACCAACUGCCCAUCUACAACGGUUGGAGAGAGGGGAUUCGACUUCCCCGGUUCUCCAUCAUUUCUGUCCUCCUGAUGCCAGGGAGUCCAACGAGCUCCCCUGUGGGCAGCAGGCGGUUUUAGUGUGUUGCCUUAGCAGAGUCCCAAUGCCAACCCCCAGCUUCUUCUGGUGCUUCUCGUGUGCCUCUGUGCAGGAACGCCCUUGUUCCCCUGGCCUGCAUCUGCCUGUUUCUGUAGCUGUGAUCUUCACAGUUCUGUGGCCAGCCCACCUGACAGCUCUCUGGCUUGCCAAGCUGCUGCCCCUCUCCCACAUCGCUGCUCCAACCUGGAAGCCCCUGUUCACCGCUCUGCCGCAUUUGCCUCUGUAAUGGGCUGGCCUAACUCCUGUGGGUGCAUGCCCACUUCUGCUGCUGUGGCACCCAUCAAACAUCAGUCUGGUGGACCACAGCUUCCUGAUAAACCUGUGCUGAAUUCCUUU